Entrophospora candida is the source of this 4646-nucleotide messenger RNA. Lineage: Eukaryota; Fungi; Glomeromycota; Glomeromycetes; Entrophosporales; Entrophosporaceae. The record is from the annotation of a GenBank genome assembly.
UAUCAGAACAUGGAAUCAAGGAACCUCCCUCUUUAGAAAAUGAAGAAAAAAAAGAAAUGAAGUCCUUAAUAUGGCCAAGAUUGUCCAUUUUCUAUGUAGCACAGGUUCAGCGAGCCUUGAUGGGCUCACAACAUCCUAGCCGAUACUUUAGUUGCGGUACUUAUCCUUUAUUAAAAAAAAUGGUGAUACAAUUUACUGCUAUAAAUGAUAACAAUAAACUCGCAGAAGUUGAAAAACCUAAAGAUCCAUUUGAUGCUCCAUUACGAGAAUGCGAGACACUCUAUAAUUUAGCUUUACGAAGCGAUCUUCAAAAAGCAAGACAACUAUAUCAUAAACUCUUAAAGCACGACUUAAUGCAGGAUUCCUUGUUUCAGGAAUCAGACAACAGAACAUUAUUAUCACAAAGAAUCACUAGAUUAAAAUUUUGUGCAUUAAAAAAUUAUGCUGAAAAUUUAGAUCAUGAAUAUCUUCAUAAUAAAUCAAAAAUUUCUGCUCAAGACGCAAUUGAAUAUUUUCAAAAGGCAUUGGAGAUUGAUUCAACUGAUCAGAGUAUAUGGCUCAAGAUUGGAAAUCUUGCUAUUUCUGAUGAAGUCAACGAUCUCCCAUUAGCAGAAAAUGCAUUUAUAAAUGCACUUGAAGAUUUAAAUAUUUUUGAUAAUUCAAUAGACAAGCCAUUGAAAUAUACAUUUCUUUCUCCAAAUCGUAAGGAAGCUUUAGAAAAUCUAUCUAAGCUAUUAUAUGAUACAGGAUCUUUUGAAAGAUGCCUAAAUAUAGUUGAUAAAGGCAUAACUCUUGAUCCUGAAAAUGGAUUUCUAAACCAAUUAAGAUACCAACUUUUAAAUGAUACCUGGGUUAAACUUAUUUUACCACAAAAUUAUUAUGAAAUUGCUCCUCCGAUAAAAAAACCUAUAAAUUUCAAAUAUAUACAAAGACAUAUUAGAACGAUGAGUUACAUUAGUCAUACUCCGAUGAAUUCAUUGUGUUUUGUUUUAAACACUUAUACAUGGAAUGAUCUUGGAGAACUUUUAAUAAGAAUUUGCGAUAAAAUAGCUACAGAGAAAUGUCAUAAAAGUGAUGAUUCCAAUUUUCCUGCUUCGAGUCCUCAUAUCUAUAUAGAUUUAAAAAAUUAUCAAGAAAAAACUUUUAUAGACAAUGAUAUUAAUGGUGCUUGUCAAAAACGCAAAAGAAAGGAUACAACAACAAAUACUGAUUAUACCUGUGGAAAAUCAAAGGUUGCAAGGUAUGGACUUAACAGAAGAGCUCGUACUAAACAAAAUGAACAAAUCGAUUCGUUUAAUCGUAAACGAGAUGAAGAAACAGAAGAAUUUACAAACAAAAUAGAGUCAAUUAUUAAGAAAAUUAAUCCUGAAUAUUCUAUUAGAAAUAAACAUCCAUCCGAAGAAGUUGAUAAAUUCUUAUUAUUCUUCGACAAGCUAUGGAUGAACCACGUAUCCAUCGAAGAUCAUGAAGCGAUAAUUAAAGAGGCUAAAAAUAACCCAAGAUCAAAAUUAUCUUCUGACUCUAGUUUGUACAUGUUUAUUCCUCAUACAAACCCACCUCCCCCUGAUCCAUAUUUUGAUGAAACUCAAGUUGGAGAAAUGGUAAAACAAUUUGUCGAAAAAAUGAAUGAGAAAAAUGUGGGGAUAAUAGAUUAUUUGUGUUCCUAUCUUAUGUACCUAUUUGGAAAGUUUGUAGAUUCAGAAGAUUCAGAUCAAGAAAUAAAAAAGAAAACUCUCUGGCUGUGUCGUUGGCCAGAAGGGUUAAAAGACAUUGUAAGAGAUAUUAUUAACAGGAUAUAUGAACAGUUUAUAGAUAUGUUAUCAAAUACCUGUUCUGCAUGGAAUGGUGACGAUGGAAAUGCAGCAAUAAUGAUGGAUGAAAGUGAAACAUCCCCUUUCCAAAAAAGGAAGCAACUUUCAGAGAUUUUAUUGGCUUUUUUUGAAUUUGCUAUUGAUUCUCACAUAUCUAGAUCAGGAGAAUAUAUAAACGAAGAUGAUAAUCAAGCUACUUCUAACGUUUCUUUAAAAACAUCUUUAGAAUGGCAAUUAGUAAUAGAAGAUUGUGAAUGGUCCCUCAUUUCUUCAAACUGGAAUUUCUCCAGUUAUGUACUUGAUUUAGAAGCAAAGUUAGAAAAAUCUAUUGGCGAUGUUGGAAAACUACAAUGUCAUUACAAAAAAUGGAAGGAAUGGUCACAUCAAUUACUUACAAGAUAUUGGUGGUGCAAAGGCAAAAUGUCUUUAUUUUUAAAAAAUCCAGAAAGGGCAAUGUCUUCUUUUAAAGAACUUACUUUGCUUACCGAAAUUAAUGACAUUUUAUUGACAAAUAGUUCAUUUGAUCCAUAUAUAAAUAACACAACCAUAAAUAAUAAAAUUGACUUGUUAGAAUCUCAAAAAGAUUUACCACAAGACAAUUGGUCACGUACAAUAUUACACUUUAUAGACUCAGUAAACUUUUUGUUGAAUUGUGUUUCGGAUAAUAUUGAUGAAGAUUUGAUUAAUGAAGCACUUUCGAAAGUUACUAAUGCCAUAAAGGAUGGCCAAUCUAUAGAACUUUCUACUGCUGAAUAUGAUAUUAGUGAACCACUUAAUGUCCUUUGUAUUCGUGUUUGGAUAUUAUUUUAUUAUAUAUUACGUGGAGCUCCUUCAUAUGUGGAGAAUGAUGAUUUUGCUGAAUUUCUUGCAACUGUUCAUGAUCAAUUAGGCGCUCGAAGGAUUUGUUGUUCAGAUAACGGUUCAUUUUUAAAAUUUUGCCUCAACACAUUUGCUGAAUUGGAUGCAUCCGAAAACCUUCAACAUGAAUACCAAUGCUGUCACUGUUUAUAUGGGGUUUCAUUAACUAUUGAUGCAGAAUUGCCAUGGGAUCAUGACGUGCCAGCAAUUGAAUUGGAUUUUGAAACUGCAAAAUUAAUUUAUAAAAGAGUAAGAAAUUUUAUAAGUGAAAAAUCAUCAAAAACCUGGGUGUUCAAAAACGAUAUCAAAGAGUUUUUAGACGCUAUGGCUUCUAUAGUGGAACCACCAACAGAUGAAAAAUUAAAAAAAUGUAGCUAUAGAACACAACAUUACUUAGAAGAUGAAAUCUGUUUUUAUGAAGCUGUUCAGUAUCAAGAGCAUGAUCAUUAUAUUAAUGAUCUUGCUGCAAUUUCUUGUGAUGAGGAGAAUGAUAUUUCAGAUCUUUAUUAUUUUCGUGGCAAAAUCUUACACCAUCAAUUCAAAAGUCGUUCAUCAAAAUCAAAUCAAUAUAAAGCGAUUGAAUUAUUGGAAAAGGCAAUAGAACAAUUCACAUUAGAUUAUUACAUCUGCCCAUUAAGAUAUUCAACUUGGUAUGCCCUCGGCUCCUGUUAUGCUAGUUUGGCUGAUGAAUCUUUAACGUGGAAUGCUAUUGAAAUUGUUAAUAGUCAUGCAAAAAUUACAGAAUUUCAAAAGAAAUCUUUUCUUUGUUUUGUAAGAUCUGCUAAAAUUUUAACUUGGUUUCCGAAUCAUCAUGCACCUACUUCACCAACCGAAGAAAUUAAUUUCUGGCGAGAAUUUGGAUAUCUUGUUUAUUCAAUGACAACUGAACCUAUGUCAAUGGAAGCCUUCAAAUUGAAUCCGGAUCAUUCUGACAUCUGGCGUAAACCUAAUCCCAAUGAUUUAUAUGCAUUUGCAGCACAUUGUUUUGGUAGAGCAUUAGAAUCGGAAAAACUACUGUUUAAAAAGUUAAAGGUAAAUGAAAGCAACGGCAAUUCAAUAAUAUAUGAAGAAGAUUGGAGAUUGCCAUACAUGCUUGGAAAGUGUUAUCAAAAGCUAGGAAAACCAGCAGAGUCGGUACUAUGUUUAUAUAAAUUAGCAGUUGAUAGAACUCCGGAAAAAUCAGGAAUAAUUGGACAAGAAAGACUAGUAGAUACGGAAUAUAAGUUAACAUCUACAUUGGCAAAAUUUAUGAUAACCAGUAAAAUUAAGCCAUAUUUUGUAGAGGAAAUGCUGUCAGAUAAUUCAGGCGCACCAUUACAUUUAAAGCCAUCAGAUAAAGAUCCUGGUAGUUUUAAUAUGGAAAGGCCAGAAUAUCAAUAUGCAUACAAUUUAAUUUCUUCAAGAAUAGCUGAUAUUCGUAAAAUGGACAAAAAUAAAUGGCAACAUCGACCUGUAUUUAGGCAUGCAUGGUUAACUUAUCAUGUUGAGCGGAAAUCAGAAGAAGCCAAAUUGAUAUUACAAAAUCUUUUCCAGUUGAAAGUCACGUCUAAAGCAAUGAUGAAUGUAUGGAAACCAGAAUUUGAAAGAUCAGGAAGACAUUUUGUAUAUGUUCAUCAGUACAUUCGAUUUCUUAUCGAAUUGGCAAGGAUUACUCUUGAUGUUGAAUGUUUAGAGACAAUAUCAAAAAAAUUGGCUAAAGCUUCAAAUAUAGUUUUAAAAGAAGAUAUAAUAAAGGUUGAGUUGGAAAAUGCGUUCAAAUACGUUGAAAGAGAGCAUCAAAAGGCUGUGUUGGAUGGCAUGCAACAACAAAACUCUGAUAAUGAAUUAAAUGAACAAUCGAAUAUGAUGUCGGUAUCAGCAUUAAUAUCACAAGAAAAUGAUGACUCACCAAUAAACAUUGGUUUUGGCGAUGAAUCAGGUGUCAAUGUAUUGCCACAUGAAUCAUCAAACACAUCAGCGUUAUCAUUAUUGCACUGA